Messenger RNA from Arabis nemorensis, 321 nucleotides. NCBI's taxonomy places the organism in Eukaryota, Viridiplantae, Streptophyta, Magnoliopsida, Brassicales, Brassicaceae. The record is from the annotation of a GenBank genome assembly.
AUGGAUUCGUUUGCUUCCAAAACUCAUCAUGAAGGAGACAGAGAUGAAGUUCAUAACCAAGAACAAGAGCCCUUGACACAAGAAUCGUCUGAGAGGGGCAAAAGGAAACAAACCACUGCUAAUGUGCCACCUCCUCCACCUCAAGAUGAUCAGUCUCAGAGUUCAUCUCAGGCACUUUCUCAAAAUUCUCAAGAGCAGGCAGCAAAUAGAGUUUUCGAUUCCAUUGAUGAUGAGAUGUUAGAUGGAAUUUGUAACUCUCAACAUACAACAGUGAAUGGACUAGGUAAUCUCUCAAUUUCUAAAUGGUUUUCAUUCUUUUAA